CCCACACAUGACCUGAGAAGUGAUCACUGCAAUGAGCUGAGUGACGACCAGAAUUGAAUUAAAUUGACUUUUGAUGUAUAGCAAGUAGAAAACUCGAGAAAAUAGUAAGAAAUUUAACAUUUUGGCUUUGCAUCGAGGCAGUUUUGUUCCGUGGUGAUGUUAGUUUUCAUUGAUUUUGUUUUCUGUAAAGAGAAGAAAAAAGAUCUGCAGUAUCCUGCGUAACAUUUGGACAAGAUCAAACCAUUUAAGAUGUUAAUGAAAUAUUGCCCCGUUGUUCUGACAUCCUUGUAGCUGUUACAGUAAAUCAUGGAGAGGAGAGUUUACUAUCGUGGAUCUCCUGGGUAUCCGAAUUCACACCAACUGCCACAGUUUAAUCCAGGUUUUCGCUUCUCACACCUCGUGCAACAUCAGCUUACCUUCGUUCAUGGACAACAUCAGUUUCAACCACAACAACCAAAUUACCAUCAUCAUGGUUUGCAGAAUUUCCAAGUUAGAUACCCAUAUGUUGACAACAGGGAAAGCAUCAGACAAAAUAUUCUGUCACAGAUACAUAGCAAGCAUUCCAGCCAUAGUCAGCAGUCCCGCAAGAGGUCAGCAGAUUCUCUUCCAAACUCUUCUAACAGCAAGAAGCAAAAGAAUGACCACCCAGCUACUGAUGUCGGGAUUACAGACGUGCCUAUCCCUCCCCCGGGAUACAACCCCAUGCACAAUAUUACUGAAUCAAUCAUUAGAUACUUUGUGGAUAACCAUCAAACAGACACAGCAUACAGGCAAAAACUUCAACUCCGAGAUGUUCUGUUCAAGAUAUUUCAGUCUUCUAUGCCAAACUGUGGGUUGUAUAUUGUGGGAUCUUCAAUGAGUGGCUUUGGAACACUGAAAAGUGAUAUGGACAUGUGUUUGAUGAUAACAGAUGAUGGCGUUGACCAGAAAAGGGAAGCUCCAGAAAUUCUGUAUCUCAUCCAGAAAGCUCUGUUUCGAUGUAGUUUUGUGAGGGAGUCGAUGGUGAUCAGAGCUAAGGUGCCUAUCCUGCGUUUUAAUGAUCUUAUAAGUAAAGCCCAGAUUGAUCUGAAUGUUAACAACAGUGUUGGGAUUCGAAAUACUCACUUACUGAAAUAUUACUGCAUGACUGACUGGAGAGUGAGACCGUUGGUUCUGUAUGUAAAGAAAUGGGCUCGUUUCCACGAUAUCAAUGAUGCCAGUAAAGCGACUAUCUCCAGUUACUCUCUCUGUCUGAUGUUAAUCCAUUAUUUACAGUAUGCCUGUUCCCCGCCGGUGCUUCCCUCUCUUCAGGAUCUCUAUCCAGAGCGAUUCAAUGCAGCGUUAGACAUCAGGGAGCUGAAGUUUGAUGACAGCGUUUCCUACAAGAGUGACAAUGGACAGAGUGUAGGGGAACUUUUCCUUGGGUUCCUCUGUUACUAUAGCAACAAAUUCAAGUUUGAUGAAGACUGUAUAUGUAUCAGAGAGGGCACGAAGUACACAUUGGACGAUUACAUGCGGUGUAAGAGUGACAAUUUUCAGAUCCAACCUCUUUGUAUAGAAGAGCCAUUUGAUUUGUCCAAUACUGCGCGCUCUUGUCACGAUAAAAAUAUAUUCACCCGAGUGAAGAGGGUGUUCAAAAAAAGUUACCAGAAACUACAGAAAAAAAAAGAUGUCACCUGCUUGUUCACUCAUCCGUUUUAAACUCUGACGGAUGUCUGCUCAGAUGCAGGGAAAACAUCCUGCGGAAUAGGACAGGUCCCUGGUCCCCGUGCUCUGGGAAUGUCGGACUUGGAAAAGACAGAUUGCAUUGCUCUCAGAAGGCAUGCAUGCAUCGGGUACGUGGAGCUUGUGCUGUUGUCGGGUAGUAUAUUAGAGAUACUGCCAAGCUGUUCUAAUGGUGCUAAUGACAAGUGUAUAGCGUGAUUUUAAAUGGCUGAAGACUGGUCCAGCUGACUUGUACGUUCCUCCUGAUGGGAGGAAUGUCUGUAUAAAAGUACUGCCUUUAAUGGUACGAAAAUUAUGUACAGUUCUGAAUCAUGAUAUUUUGAUUAUGUUGUAAAAAAGGCAGCUACAUGUACAAUAUGUCUUUUUAUUUCCCGAAUAGGUAAUUCACUUUCCCCCACUUUGUGUAAAAAUGUAUUUCUACGUAAUUGUUUUUUUUAAAAAUAAACUUUAACAAUUUCA
Messenger RNA from Ostrea edulis (European flat oyster), 2163 nucleotides. RefSeq names its product poly(A) RNA polymerase gld-2 homolog A-like. Bases 307 to 1680 code for a protein of 457 amino acids. The transcript has 13 exons. Gene Ontology annotation, cellular component: cytosol. Lineage: Eukaryota; Metazoa; Mollusca; Bivalvia; Ostreida; Ostreidae. The record is from RefSeq and is a predicted model, not a curated record. Gene Ontology annotation, molecular function: poly(A) RNA polymerase activity.